AGGAGCGGCGGCGGAGCGCCGAGCCGCCGGGCACCGAGGGCGUCGGGCCGCCCCUGCCCAGUCCUCGCAGGCCGCCAGGCCCCCCUCCAGCCGGGGCCGUGGAGCACCGGGGCAAAGGCCGGGGCCCCCCCAUGAAGGAGCGCGACUCGGCCCCGGCCGAGCGGGGCAAGCCGGCCACCUACACCGGGGACAAGAAGGCGAAGAUGGCGGCCAAGACCAACAAGAAGUGGGUCCGGCUCGCCACCGUGUUCGCCUACGUGCUCUCCGUGUCGCUGGCCGCCAUCGUGCUCGCCGUCUACUACAGCCUCAUCUGGCAGCCGGUGGGCGCCGGGACCUCGGGCGGAGCCUCCGGCCCGCCCCCCGGCGGCUCCAACGCCACCGGCCCGUCGGGGACUUCGGGGGCGGCGGCGGCGGCGGGGCCCAACACCACCCGGUCGUCCCGCCGCGAGGCGCCGCGCGCCGCGCCCCCGCUGCAGGCUGUGCGGCCCGCGCCUCCGGAGCCCCCUGCAGGCGAUGCCCCGGCCGGACCGCUCGAGCGGCCGCGGGGCCAGGACGAGGACCCGGAGGAUGAGGAGGAGGCGGCGGCGGCGGCGCCUGGGAGUCGAUGAGCCCCUCCGCGCUGGGGGCGGCGGGGAACUACCCUCUGCAAGCCCGGAGGCUAGACUUGGCGGCCGGACGGGGCGGGGAGCCCGUGGGAGUGCCCCCCGCAACCCCACGAUCGCCCACUCAGCCCAAGAGCCGGCGGCCCGCAGCCCGAUCUUAAACAGCCACGGGACCACGAUUCGCCGGGGGCUCAGGCUUUGGUCUUCCGAGGACCGUUCUGCUGCGCCAGGGCCUUGAGCCAUAAGGGGGAUGGGGUGAGGGGUGGGGAUCCCAGCGAGGAACCCUUAUGUGCCGCUCGCUCGCUCUGGUGUACCCUACGCGCAGGGGUGCCUCGGGCUUUCCCCUCAAGACUCAGGGGAAGGAGAGAGCUGUUGGCUCCCUUUUUUUUUUUUUUUUAUUUUAAUAUAAGCUGAAGCUCUCGCCAGGAGGAGGGCACCAAAAGUAGUGGAGCUCAGGUACGUCAAACCUAGUUGCAGUGGCCAGAGAUGCAUUUAAUUUAUAGAUCCCUGUAUAUAGUUGUCGACAUAUGCACUAGCAGAUGUAAUCACAUAGAAGCGCAGGACCCCGCCCCCACCCUGGGUAGCUACCAACUGAUGGGGUCACGCCAGGGCGGGUCGCUGGGCCCCAAAGUGCACCUAGCCAGAAGGGCACAGAGACGGCUCCUGUCAUCGCCCCUCUUCUCCCUGCCCCACCCUGUUAUUUCAGAGAGAGAGAGAGGUUUACGGCUUUCUUCCACAAAAGCUGUAUUGGUUCUCAGACUGUGGACAACCUUAGCUGUGAGAGCCGGGCCAGGGCGCUGAGGGCCGGGGCGCUGGGGACGCACUGAUACCCUGCUCUUCCCGCCCCAGCCCCCACACCACAGUGGCUUCCUGCUGGGGCCCCAAGUGUCUGGAUGCGGGCCAGGGAGGAUGGCAGGGAAGAUCCGUGCCGCCGGCUGCCACGGCCACCCUCCCCUCUCGGAGGUCUUUUAGAAGAGCAGGCUUUUCUAAGGAGAGUGGCCGGCGGCAAGUGUGUGUGUGUUUUCCUGCUCCUCAAGCUCCUCCCUCUCAAUCUUGAAUUUCUCCCCUUCCUCAAGCUCUCAUCUGAUUCACCUUCGCGCUCCCUGUUCCUUGAGCCGGUAGUGACAAAGCAGCCCUGCCCCUGGGACAACACCAGCGCUUUGAUGGGGUCCUCCAGCUGUAGGACUGGGGGAGGCCAGGGGCGAGCUUCCGUAGCCCAGCCAGGCCAAGGCUGAAUGCUGCCUGCAGCCGCGCAGAGGGGCGGCAAGGAAAUGACGGGCGAUCAGCUCUGGGGCAGCAGAGUGGUUCUUCCUCUGUGGAUCCCACUUCCUCCCGCUCUUGCAGUUGGGCAGUAGAGUGUGGGUAGUGACAAGAUAGCAAGCCCUCUGGUGUUUCCUUUUUGGGAAAUGCACUGGCUUUUUUUUUUUUUUUUUUUUUU
Messenger RNA from Lepus europaeus (European hare), 2040 nucleotides. RefSeq names its product InaF motif containing 2 (gene INAFM2). NCBI's taxonomy places the organism in Eukaryota, Metazoa, Chordata, Mammalia, Lagomorpha, Leporidae. The record is from RefSeq and is a predicted model, not a curated record. The transcript has a single exon. The coding region runs from base 132 to 608 and encodes 158 amino acids.